UCUUACUCUCUGUUGCAGGGCAGCGCCAUCUCUCUCUCUCUCUCUCUCUCUCUCUCUCUCUCCCUCCCUCCAUCCCUUCCUUCAUCCUCCAUCACUCCAUUCAGCAGAAUGCAGGACAGGUUGGGAUGCUGAAACGACAGCGGAGGAGGGAAUGAACGAUGGGUGACACCUGAGCACUAGCAAACGACACGAUGAAUCCGGCCACAGGGGGCGCCGGAGAGUCCCCGCGGCAGACAGACAAUAGUAGCAUGAAGCAGCAGCAGCAGCAGCAGAGAGCAUCCUCCCCGGCCAGAGGCAAAGACGUUACACCCAAAACGCCCUCCAAAGGCAAAGCCGUCUCGUCGAAGCCCGGCGGCAGAAACAGCCGCAGCAGUUCUCCAGCCAACACCGGCAAAGACAAGCAGUCCGGCAAAAGCUCUGCGUCUGAAAGUCCCACUCUGAGAAGAGCAGAAAAGGGCAAGAAGAUCGAGGAGCGCACCAGCUCCACUGAAGACUCGGGCGGCACCGACGACUCCCCGUUAAAGGGCGACACUAACCGCGUAGUGUCCGAUCAGCCGAGCUCCUCCAAGGCCUCCCAAGGUAAAGGUAAGAGUCAGAAAGCAGAGGGGGCGACUGGUGGCAGCAAGCAAGCAGCUAAACACCCUGUCGGAUGUGGACCUGGCUUCUGGAGGGAGGGAUGCCUGCAGACUGAGUUGAUCCAGUUUCACAUGAACAAGAGCUUGAAGAAGGAAGGAGGAGCGCAGACCAAGACGGCAAACUCUCCACCCAAGGAGACGAUGGAGCUGUUGCCCCAGGCGGCUGAAAGGCCUCCUCAGGCAGUGUCUGAGAUGGAUGAGGAAUUACAGGCAGAAAUUGAGAGGCUGAAUGAUGAAAAUGAUGAUCUAAAGCAUGAAAUUGAGGAGAUGCGGGCAGAGAUGGAUGAGAUGCGAGACACGUUCUACGAGGAGGACGCCUGCCAGCUGCAGGACCUGCGCCGCGAGCUGGAGAGAGCCAACAAGAACUGCAGGAUCCUCCAGUACCGCCUGCGAAAGGCGGAGCGGAAGCGUCUACGAUACGCCGAAACGGGCGAGAUUGAUGGAGAGUUGCUACGGAGUCUGGAGCAAGAUUUAAAGGUGGCAAAGGAUGUAUCUGUGAGAUUGCAUAACGAGCUGGAAAAUGUGGAGGAGAAAAGGACAAAAACAGAGGAUGAGAAUGAAAGACUGAGGCAGCAGCUGAUUGAGGUGGAGGUGACGAAGCAGGCUUUACAGAACGAGCUGGAGAAGGCUAAAGAGGCAUCUCUGAAACGAAGAGGAGGCAAAGAUGCGCAGAAAUCUGAAAAGAAGACUCCACAGACUCCAACAGAGGAGGAAAAUGAAGAUCUGAAAUGCCAGUUGGCUCUUAUUAAAGAAGAAGCUGUACUGAUGAGAAAAAAGAUGGCUAAGAUAGACAAAGAGAAAGACCGGCUGGAACAGGAGCUCCAAAAAUAUCGCUCUUUUUAUGGUGAUGUGGACAGCCCUCUCCCUAAGGGCGAGGCUGGGGGACCCCCCACCACACGUGAGUCUGAGCUGAAGCUGCGUCUGCGGCUGGUGGAAGAAGAGGCCAAUAUCCUCGGCCGGAAGAUUGUGGAGCUGGAGGUGGAAAACCGAGGGCUGAAGGCGGAACUGGACGACAUGCGUGGGGACGAGCUGGCGGGGGGUGCGUCGGACCCCGUAUCCCGGGAACAGGGCGAAGCACUGUCAGAGCUGCGGCAGCAGCUGCAGCUGGUGGAGGAUGAGGCAGAGCUGCUGCGCCGCAACCUGGCAGACAUGGAGGAGCAGAAUAAGCGGGUGACGGGUGAGCUGAACAAGCUUAAGUACAAGGCAGGAUCACAUGAGGGUCCCCGUCACAGCGGAGGCGCAGCAGCGGAAAUGGCCAAGGCCGAAGCGCUGCAGGAGGAGCUAAAGGCCGCCAGACUGCAGAUCAACGAGCUGAGUGGGAAAGUGAUGCAGCUGCAGUAUGAGAACCGCGUGCUGCUUUCAAACAUGCAACGCUAUGACCUGGCAUCACACCUGGGCAUCCGGCCCAGCCCUCGUCCCAGCCCUCGAGACAGUGAUGCAGAGAGCGAUGGUGGCCGCAGGGAGAGUGAUGACGACUCCGCACGCCUCCCACCACACCGCAAGCGAGAAGGCCCAAUUGGUGGGGAGAGCGACUCGGAAGAAGUCCGCAACAUCCGAUGCCUCACACCCACUCGCUCCCUGUACUCCCCUGACAGCCGUUUUUUAUCUCGAAGCCUCAAGGACCGGCAGCAGAUGAUUGAUAUUCGCAUGGAGGCAGAGCGUUUAAGCAGGACCAUCGACAGACUGAUUGCUGAUACCAGCACCAUCAUCGCAGAAGCGCGGGUCUAUGUGACGAAUGGCGAGCUGUUUGGUCGGAUGGACGAGGAUGAUGAAGGCAGCCGGAUACGUGAGCAUGAGCUUCUCUACCGUAUUAAUGCCCAGAUGAAAGCUUUCAGGAAAGAGCUUCAGAGCUUUAUCGACCGCUUGGAUGUUCCCAAACCAGAAGAUCGGGAAAGUGAAGAGCCUCUCUCUAUGUUUCAGCCUAUCAUUUUGCUCAUCCUCAUUCUGGUUUUGUUCUCCUCCCUAUCGUAUGCCACUAUUUUCAAACUGGUUUUUCUUUUCACCCUUUUCUUUGUUCUUUAAGCCCCUUUCCCCUUUUUUACAGCCACGUUUUG
Pygocentrus nattereri (red-bellied piranha) is the source of this 2689-nucleotide messenger RNA. RefSeq names its product protein SOGA3. Gene Ontology annotation, biological process: regulation of autophagy. Bases 192 to 2657 code for a protein of 821 amino acids. NCBI's taxonomy places the organism in Eukaryota, Metazoa, Chordata, Actinopteri, Characiformes, Serrasalmidae. The record is from RefSeq and is a predicted model, not a curated record. The transcript has 8 exons.